Molecule: messenger RNA, 6931 nt
Organism: Nothobranchius furzeri (turquoise killifish)
Lineage: Eukaryota; Metazoa; Chordata; Actinopteri; Cyprinodontiformes; Nothobranchiidae
Source: RefSeq, a predicted model, not a curated record
UUUGGAGUAGCUCUGUUGACUAUAUGUAAGUUUUGCCAUUUUUUCUAGUUUCUCAAGAAAAACUGUAUUUUUUGGGCAUUUUACUUUUCUGUUUCUGGUGUUGUGAAGCUUAGAGGAUUUUUACUGCUAUUUUUUAACUUUUUUCACUUUUUGAGCAUUUGUUAUAAUGCGUAGCCAUGGCAACAAGCUGAUUUACAAUCGGGAGCAGCUGAUUAACAUUUGGAAGGCUGAAAUAAUACCUCAACUGAAGCCACAAAUCCCAAAUUAGCUAAAACGCAAGAAGCGUGGGUGCAGAGCGGGAGUAAAACUGAGACAGAGAAAGAGGAAAUUUAAACCAUCUCUUCCAUCGAUCAUAAUGGGCAAUGUGAGAUCACUGGCCAACAAGAUUUAGGAACUCCAAGCCCUUUCAAGGACUCAGCCAGAGUAUUGGCAGUGCAGUGUUAUGUGUUACACUGAGAAGUGGCUGCAGGACCAUAUCCACGUUUCCAGCGUUUCUCUGCCAGGAUUGCUGACUGUACAAGCAGACAGAGAUCUGAAGAGGAGCGCGAAAAGAAAAGGAGGUGGAGUGGCAGUGCUUGUCAACAACAGAUGGUGCCAUCCAGGUCAUGUUUCAGUGAAAUGUUGUCUCUGCAGCCCAGAUGUUGAACUCUUGGCAGUAAGUUGUCACCCAUAUUAUUUGCCAAGAGAGUUCACUGGUGUUGUCUUGGCAACCGUUGAUAUUCCACCUUCAGCCAUUGCUGAAAGUGCAUGUUAUGCCAUCAGUUCCGUUGUCGCUAAGCUUCAAACCCAGCACCCCAAUGCAUUUGUGGCUAUAUCUGGUGAUUUUAAUCAUGCCUCGCUCUCUGCUGUACUUCCAACAUUUCUACAGUUUGUCAGCUACUCCACCAGAAAAAACAAGAUAUUGGAUUUGUGUUAUGCAAAUGUAAAGAAUGCAUACAUGUCCAAAACAAGACCUCCUCUGGGGCAAUCAGAUCACAAUCUUGUUUUUCUCUGCUCAGAAUACAAACCAGUUGUUCAGAGGCAACCUGUGACAAGAAGAACUGUGAGAAAAUGGUCACAGGACACUGACGAAGCCCUGCAGGGUUGUUUUGAGACCACAGAUUGGAUGACCCUCUGCCAAGGAAAUGAAGAGGACAUCAAUGCCAUGACUGGAUGUGUCACUGACUAUAUAAACUUCUGAGUGGAUAACAUCAUACCCACCAGAACAGUGAGAUGCUUCGCUAAUAACAAACCCUGGAUCACCAGUGAACUGAAGAAUCUGCUAAAUGAGAAAAAAGGAGCCUUCAAGGAGGGAGACAUGGAAUUAUUGAGGAGUAUACAGAAGCAACUGAAGAUCAAGAUCAGAGACAGCAAGGAGGCAUACAGGAAGAAGCUGGAGAACAAACUACAGAGGAACACUAUCAGAGAUGUCUGGUCAGGGAUGAAGAAGAUCACAGGUUUCAAGCAAAGGAAAGAUUGCACAGAUGGCAGCCUGGACACAGCCAAUGAACUGAACAAGUUCUUCAAUAGGUUCAGUUCAGGAACAAACCCAGCAUCCUCCUCGCCUGUCCCCAACCAAUCAGACAUCCCAUCCUCCUCUGAUCCAACAUUUUCCUGUCACACGCCAGCUCUUUAGUCCUCUAACACAGUCAUGGACUCUUCUGGUUCUAUAAAUCUGUCUUCAACCAAGUCAGGAGAUGCUGCUGCCCCAUUUACCUCCCCCUCCCAUCUAUCUGUCUCUAGAAGUCAGGUGAAGAGGCAACUGGAGAGACUGAACAGGAACAAGGCUGCAGGUCCAGAUGGUGUCAGCCCCAGGGUACUGAAGGCCUGUGCAGAGCAGCUCUGUGGGAUUCUGCAGCACCUCUUCAACCUCAGCCUGGCCCAGGAGAAGGUUCCAGUCCUGUGGAAGACAUCCUGCAUUGUUCCAGUUCCAAAGAAAACUCGCCCAUCAGUCAAUGACGACUACAGACCGGUUGCCCUGACAUAUCCACAUCAUGAAGGUCCUGGAGAGACUCCUGUUGGUCCACCUGAAUAAGCAAACUAGAACAUAUCAGGACCCACUGCAGUUUGCUUAUCGCCAUGGAGUUGGAGUUGAAGAUGCCAUCAACCAGCUGCUUCAACCAAUCCACUGUCAUCUGGACAAAGCAGGCAGCACUGUGAGGGCCAUGUUCUUUGAUUUCUCCAGUGCAUUUAACACAAUCCAGCCUGAUGUACUUCGCCAGAAACUCCAGAAGACACAGGUGGGAGCCACAACUAUCGCCUGGACUAAAGACUACCUGACAAACAGACCACAGUUUGUGAGGCUGAAGAACUGCACAUCAAACCAGGCGAUCAGUAACACUGGAGCACCACAGGGGACUGUACUCUCACCAUUCCUUUUCACCCUGUACACCUCAGACUUCCAGUACAAAUCAGAGACCUGUCAUCUACAGAAAUACUCAGAUGACUCUGCAGUUGUCGGGUGUAUCAGAGAUGGACAGGAAGCUGAGUAUAGAGAGCUGGUGGAGCACUUUGUGGCAUGGUGUGGAAACACUCAUCUGACCUUGAAUGUGAACAAAACAAAGGAGAUGAUUUUAGACUUCAGAAGAAACAGGGUGGAGUCAAACACUGUUUCCAUCAUGGGAGAAGAAGUGGAGGUGGCUGAGGAAUACAAAGACCUUGGCGUUCACCUGGACAACAGACUGGACUGGAGAAAGAACAGCGAAGCCUUUUACAAGAAGGGACACAGCUGACUGCACUUCUUGAGGAUGCUUAGGUCCUUCAAUGUCUGUAGCAAGAUGUUGCAGAUCUUCUACAAGUCUGUUGUUGAGAGUGUAAUCUCUUCAGCCAUCGUCUGUUUAUGUUUAUGUUUAUGUAUUUAGCAGACGCUUUUGUCCAAAGCGACUUACAAGUGAUAAUCGGCAUUUUGCCCUUGAGGCUAACAACAAUAGUAACAACAACAAAUUGACAUCAGUCAUGGAGAGGAGGGAACAAGGAGUGGACAGUAGAGAGGGGGGACAGGUGCAGGCAAGGUGCUAGUUAAGAAGAUGCUCUCUGAAGAGCAGGGUCUUCAGGAGUUUCUUGAAAAUAGAAAAGGAAGCCGCAGUUCUGGUAGUGUUAGGAAGGUCAUUCCACAUUUGUGGAACGAUGCAUGAGAAAAGUCUGGAUUGUCCUGAGCGUGGUGUAGGCACUGCUAGCCGACAAUCCUGUGAUGACCGGAGCGGCCGGGCCGAGACGUAAGCCUUUGCAAGAGGAUUCAGGUAGAUGGGAGCCGUACCGUCUCGGACUUUGUAUGCUAGUGUUAGCAAUUUGAAUUUGAUGCGUGCUGCUAGCGGUAGCUGUUGGGGUAAAAGCUUCAGAAGCAGGGACCUGAAAAGGCUCAACAGCCUAAUAAAAAAGACUGGUUCUAAUUCCAUUUUUGGUUAUUUUUAAAACACAGGAAAGGUUUCUCUUUACCUUGCUGAAAGUUUUGUUCACUGACUGCAAAACAUCUUCAGAACUGAUGCGUCAGCUCUGAAGAUGUUUUGCAGUCGGCAAACAAAACUGUCAGCAAGGUAAAGAGAAGCAUUUCCUGUGUUUUAAAAAGAACCAAAACGGGAAUUUGAAGCCAAACACAGAAAGGGCGUACCAAAGAAGGGUGGUUCUGUUCUGGGGACGACUGUGGAACCACUGGAGGAGAUAAUGCAAAGAAGGAUUCUCCAGAGAAUCAAGAAAAUUAUGGACAACCCUGAUCAUUCUCUUCACAAGACUGUCUGACAACGGAAGAGUGUCUUCAGUCAGAGGCUUCUUCAGUUUUGCUGCAACACUGACCGCUACUGGAGAUCCUUCCUGCCAACAGCCAUUGUAAUAUACAACAACUCUUUUACAACUUGAUUAUUAUUAUUAUUCUGAGCUACUGCAGCAAACAAUUUCCCUCUGGGAUUAACAAAGUAUUUUUGAAUUGAAUUGAUUAUUUAACUUAUGAGUUGUAAAAGUUCACUUUUUAUUCAGAGUGAGGUAUCCAGCAGUCUGAGAUAAGGGAGGAAAGGGCUUUUGUGGGAGACCUUGGCAGUUUAUUAAUGUCUGCGUUGAAGAAUAAGUGAGCAAAAGGUUGAUUUGUGCGUCUGAAUCCUCCAGCUGGCGUAACCUUGACUUUGCAGCUCUGGUGUGCAUGAAAGGUUACUGUGUCAAUUUGAUGGUGAAAAUUGACCCUUUUUAUCCAUUACACACCAAACAAAAGGUCACACUCCAAUAUUCCAUUGGACCGCCUUUAGCUUUGAUUACAGCACACACAAAGUCCAAAGAAAGCCUUUACAAAAGACUUUAUUCUUUCUAUAUAUUGUCUGUUGUAUCUGUAGCAAUUAAUUCAUAUUAAUUAUGAUCAAUAAGAUGUGAUAUUCCAUAUAAAUAUGAAAUAUCAAUCUAAUUGAUCUUUGAAUGUUUAAUCAGAAGAUUCUAUGGUUCUUUGCUUAUUCAGGGACCAUAAACACACUUUGUAUUAAUUCAGACUGAGUCAGUAUAUAGUUUAUAAAAUGAAUUUAAUUAUUCUUCCUAAACUAAUGAUACAUGACAAGAUAUGAAUAAUGAGAUGUGGUGUGGUGUAUGUGAGGUGUUGAAUGUUUACAAGAAGGGAAGUUAGAUGUUGUAGCACCCGUUCUUUGUAGCUGAGAGAAAUAGUGAAAUCUGUGUGUAAAAUAUUUUGUUGUUUGUUAUGAACUAGAGAGUUAGUUAUCGAUAAAAACCUCAUCAGACUCCGGUAUGCAGGCUUACGAUACCCUUGUAUGAGUUGCUCCCGGCGGUCUGGAGGUUUGCGGUCAGAGUGGUGAGGUCACCAGACGUCGAAACCACAAUACUCAGAGAUUGGUAGCUUCCUCUGAGUUCAGCUUCCCCGGCCAUGAGAUGCAACCCGGGGUCUGCAGAUUAGGUGUGAAGUAGCUCUUAAAAGAGCUGUUGUGUCUGUAAUCACUUGCAGCAUCGCAGAAAGGUUUAAGGUCAAAAGAGAUUGUUUCAAAAGAUGCUUCUUUCCCGAUUUGGCCGAAUUGGGGCUCAACUGGAAACUGAAUUAAUCGAGAAGUAAAUCCUGUUUUAAUAAACGACUUUGUUAUGAUUUCUGGCCAAGUUUGACAAAUCGUAAUUUGACACGUUUCUGAUUAUUUACCAACAUCCCUCAGAAAGCCACACCUUCUUUCAGAUACAAAAUCCCUUAAUAUGUAUCUUAUUGUAAUGUGUACAAGUGUUAAAGUUAAAGUCCCAUCAGUUGUCACACACACUACUGUUUGUGCGAAAUUUGUUCUCCGCAUUUGACCCAUCCCCUGGGGGAGUGGUGAGCUGCAGACACAGCUGCGCUCGGGAACCAUUUGGUGGUUUAACCCCCCAAUCCAACCCCUUAAUGAGUGUCAAGCAGGGAGGCAUUGGGUCCCAUUUUUUCAAAGUCUUUGGUAUGACCCGACCAGGAAUUGAACCCUGAUCUCCCAGUCUCAGGGCGGACACUCUACCACUAGGCCACUGAGCUGGCAAAGUGUAAACAAUGAUUAACUUGUUAAAUCAAACACAUAGUGAUUGGUGACAUAAAUGGAUCAUUGCAAGAACAAUAUUCAUUUCAAAUUCAUUGAUUUAAGCACAGGUUAUUGUUCAUUCAUCACAUAUGAAAACUGUAAGCUUAUGAGUUGUAAAAGUCAUGGAGUCUUCGCUUGUUCAGAGUAAAGAAUGUUGACGUGUGGCAUUCAUGCAGAGAGUGUAGGACCUUUGGAGAGUAGGAGAAUGUUUGUAUGAAUGUUUUGUCUUCAUGGAAUAUCAACACUACGAUCUACGUCCCAAUCCUCACCUAUGGUCAUGAGCUUUGGGUAAUGACCGAAAGAACGAGAUCGCGGAUACAAGCGGCCGAAAUGAGUUUCCUCCGUAGGGUGGCCGGGCUCAGCCUUAGAGAUAGGGUGAGGAGCUCGGACAUUCGGGAGGGACUCGGAGUAGAACCGCUGCUCCUCCGGAUCGAAAGGAGCCAGUUGAGGUGGUUUGGGCAUCUGGUCAGGAUGCCUCCUGGACGCCUCCCCGGGGAGGUGUUUCGGGCAUGUCCUGCCGGCAGAAGGCCCCCGGGUCGACCCAGGACACGUUGGAGAGGUUACAUCUCCAAUCUGGUCCGGGAACGCCUUGGGGUCCUGCCGGAGGAGCUGGUGGACAAGGCCGGGGAGAGGACGGCCUGGAGCUCCCUAGUUGGGAUGCUGCCCCCGCGACCCGGACCCGGAUAAGCGGAGGAAGACGAAGACGACGACGACGACGGAAUAUCAACACACGCUGAACAGAACCUUCUGCUUCUGGAAGGCCAAAUAGAAAGUGGAUUUAUGCUGUAGAUGAAAGGUUAUUAUGUUAAUCAAUAUAUAGGUGAAAAUUGACCCUGUUGAAUGUUCUAUAUCUUUCCAGUAUUUAAUGUUUUUUCUUGCUUUUUAUUGAUUAAUUUGUUUGUUUAUUUAUUUAAAUAAGUAACGGGUUUAGGUUUAGCUACUGCUGGGACAGCAAUAGCUCAAGAGGUAGAGCGGGUCGUCUAGUAAUUGGACGGUUGCAGGUUCGAUCCCGGCUCCAAUUACAGAAUGCUGUUGUGUCCUUGGGCAAUACAUUUAACCUGCUUGCCUGCUGGUGGUGGUCGGAGGGAUCGGUGGUGCCUGUGUUUGGCAGGCCUCGCCUCUGUCAGCUACGUCGUAGCUCAUCACCACCAGUGUGUGAAUGGGUGGAUGACUGUGUUGUGAAGCACCUUGGGGGGUUUGUAGAACCCUAAGAAGGUGCUAAACAAAUACAGGUCAGGUUAUUGCUCAUUUGAAGAACUACUGAUCGGGUUCACUUUCAUAGAUUACCAGAGAAUCUCACUCUUUCUAAGCAAACUAGUUGUCAUUUCUGAAUGACUUCCAAUAACUUUUUAUGAAACUAUUGGAUGAACUAGCUCCUUGCUCCUUUGAUGACCAUCUCCCUGCAGUGUCAUUACCACCAUAUUUAGCAAAAGUCAAUA